CCCACAUUACUUCCAUAAUAUGCAAAUGACGCGUCGGUGUGUCUGUCUGGAUCACUGGCUGUGUGUACGGAACAGGGAAGGGGUAUAUAAAGCCUCGAUACCAUCAAGGAAGAUAUUCGCAGUCUUGUCUUGUAUCAUCAAACAUGAAGACCUCCAUUGUUGUUCUUGUUUUGGGUGCCGUUAUGGCGGCUGUUAUGGCAGCACCACCUCCACUGGAGAAGAAAUACGACGGCUACUUCCAAUAUGCUAACGUACCCGGAGAGAAAGAAUACGAAUUCGGUUUCAACCGCGGCAAUGCUGCCCAUUACGCUUCCCGUUACGAACAAUCCAAAGAUCAUCGUUUCCGCACCAAGGUCAAGUGGGCUGAUGCCAAAGAUGGCUAUGGAGAGCAUUACUGGGAAUACAACCAUGGAGAUGGCAACGCUGCAGCCUAUCCAGCUCCGGCUUAUUCACCUCCUUCUUACACGGCCCCGGCUUACUCGGAACCUGUCGCCUCUUACCAGCCUGCCCCACAAAAAUACAAGGCCAAAAACUAAACGCUGUUAACCAACAGACAAAUUUGUCUCUUUGAAUUUCAAAUUGAAGACCAUUGUCGGCCUACUAUUGCAAAAAUUUGUCUCCGCACUUCCAGUAUUUAUUUCUUUUCCUAAGGAUGUCAUCUGCUGGCCAG
This is a messenger RNA of Daphnia magna, 670 nucleotides long. RefSeq lists its product as uncharacterized. The coding region runs from base 144 to 536 and encodes 130 amino acids. The transcript is spliced from 3 exons. The record is from RefSeq and is a predicted model, not a curated record. NCBI's taxonomy places the organism in Eukaryota, Metazoa, Arthropoda, Branchiopoda, Diplostraca, Daphniidae.